GUGCGUACUGCGCUGUGCGCACAAACUACAAAGCCGAUCACCGAUCAAUUCAUUCGAUGAGUUGUACCAGUUGAAUUUUGAAGUCGAUCAGUGAUCAGUUUGUUCUUACUGUAGGUGCCAUUGACCAUUUAAGUUUGGUACAUUGUGAUCAGCUAAAAGAUAAUAUUACCUAUACAUAUUUAAUAAAAAUCAGUUUGAAGGAAACUGUACGUGUCUGUGUCUCUUCGGCUGGCCGAUGUGUUUAUAAGUGGCGUAUAAUCUACAAUGUUUUGGACAGUCAUUCCCGAAAUAUAAAUAUCACAAACCUGCCACCGUUUAAACAGUUCAUCCGAAGUCUCGGCACAAAAUCAAAAUGAAAAUCACAGUGACCACGUUAAACGACGACAUCUUCGUCUUGGAUGUAUCUGAAGAUCUGGAAUUAGAAAAUUUUAAAGCAUUCUGCGAAAUAGAAUCAGGAUUCUCAGCUAAAGACAUAAUUCUUAAUUUUAAUGGGAAACCUCUUCUUGAUGAUAAAAAGUCCCUCAAAGACCAUGGGGUAAACGACGGAGAUGUCAUCAUUUUGAUUCACAUGCUGCAAUCUGCUCCAAAUCUGAAUAACAGCGAUGCAAAUCAAGCACUCCCAUCUGGUCUAGCCAAUCUAGACUUUAGUAAUAUCCGAGUGCCAACAGGAGCAAGCACAUCAAUGGCCACACGAGCUACGACUCCAGUAGAAGAAGACCCUCGCAUUAUCCGCGAAAUGUUUCUGGCUAACCCAGAUCAAUUGGCUUUGCUCAAGCAAAAUAAUCCUCGCUUAGCUGAUGCACUGCUUAGUGGUAAUCUAGAUACAUUUGCUUCAGUGCUACGCGAACAAAUCUCUGCUAGAACUGAACGUCAGCAACAGAGAAUAAGGAUGAUGAACUCAGACCCAUUCGACACUGAAGCACAAAGAAUGAUCGCUGAGGAGAUCAGACAGAAAAACAUAGAAGCUAACAUGGAAGCUGCUAUGGAAUAUAAUCCGGAGACAUUCGGCACUGUGGUCAUGCUGUAUAUUAACUGCCAUGUUAAUGGGUUUCCAGUGAAGGCAUUUAUUGAUUCGGGAGCACAAACCACAAUAAUGUCGGCUGCCUGCGCCGAGAGAUGCAAUAUCAUGCGUCUCGUUGACACAAGAUGGGCGGGCAUUGCCAAAGGCGUCGGCAUACAAAGAAUCAUAGGCCGUAUACACAUGGUGCAGAUGAGAAUCGAGAAGGAUUUCCUCACUACGUCAUUCUCCGUACUUGAGGAACAGCCGAUGGACAUGCUGCUCGGCCUCGACAUGCUCAAAAGACAUCAGUGCAAUAUAGAUUUAAAGAGGAACGUGCUGCUGAUCGGCACAACCGGCACAGAGACGCCAUUCUUGCCCGAGUCCGAGUUGCCGGAUUGCGCUCGACUCUCCGGAGUCUCCGAAGACGAGAUCGUCAACCAAUCCGUACGGGACCAUGAGGAUAGACUCAUGAGAGAAGCCCUUGAAAAAUCAAGACAAGAGGCUGGAAAUCAAAGUACACGGUCCACGCACAGUGGUCAGUCGACGUCUGGUACUGGACAAAGUAGCCAAAGAGCUGGUCUAGGAGACCCGAGUCUGACAAUCCUACCAACGGACAUGUUUACUGAGACUGAGGUUGAAGAGAUUGUGAAUCUCGGCUUUACUAGAGAGCAGGCAAUCAAUGAGCUGCGCCGCUUCAACGGCGACAAGGCCCAGGCGACUUUGGGACUAAUUGCAAAGUCGUUAAAAUUUUGAUCAACUUAUGGGUUGGUCUUCUUUUAAAGCGCAAUGAUUGUGCUUAUGAAGGCGUGGGAGUGACUUCACAUUAACAUAUCUCGCCUCUCGGUGUACUGCGACAAUACAAUGCGACCGAAUAGACUUUCUAUUUUAGACUCUUGUUAAAUGUGUCCCUGUGUGAGACCCCUAAUUUUAAUGAACUGUGCAAAUACAAUAUGUUUACGUUUUUUUUAUUAUUAUUUAUUUAUUUUUCUUUAUUUAAAAGAAAUCUACAAUUUUACGACUGUCACAUUUACUGCCUAUUCAAAUGAACUGCGCUUCUUGCUACUCUUUACGGACUUACAAAUGAGCAAUUGUAUUUUUAUAUUGCUUUUUAAUCAAAUAAGUUUCUAUAUUUUGUAUACUUGAUAAGUGAAAAUUAUCUUACGGUCUCGAAAAACGAAACGUGAUAAUAAUCGUAAACAGUUUAUUACAAAGAGACAUUAAAGGAUGAAUUUUUGGAUGAAUUUUAUUGAAAAUUGUAGUGUGGUGUUUGUACAGGUACUUAAAAGUAUUUCCUAGUUGAUGUUAGGUCUAGGAAGUGCCAAAGGACAGUGUAGGCGUGUAUUGUUUGCGUUUUUAUCCCGUCUCGUUGUUCAGCACUGAAUAUCUCCUAAGUGAUAAGUUUAUAAUGUAGAUAAUUUGAUAUUACUGCAACAUAUCUUAAUAUAUUACGUUGUAGCAUGUGAGUUAUUGUCUACCUAGUACUAAGUCCAUAAAUCAUUUUGUCUAUACAAUAUACAUGUUUUAAAGUAAUCCUAAUCGAUAUACCAUUCGUAAAUCAAACUCUAUAUUUUAUGUGUCUAGAUUUAUAAACUAUUUGCAUGCAGGGUUAGGAUUAGAUGUGGGCAUUUUCCUCAGAGAUGGUUUUAUUAAAAUUAGGUCAAUUUUAAUCAAAAUAUUUUGAUCAAAUAGUUGGUAAGAUUAGUUUUAAGGGAAUGGGUAUGGAAUGGCACCAGCUAUUAAUGAUGGAAAGCAUUUAGAGGUUACGUUAUAUAAGUAUUAGAUAUUUUGUAAAAGGUAUAAUAUAUUUAUAUAUUCUUAAACUCUUAGUAGUUGUAAGCUCCAUAGAAUUGUUAUAUUUACCUGUGUUAAGUUUAGUGCUACUACUUAUCAUUUGGCGGCAUUUUAUUUCGCUUAAGCAAUUUUGCUUAUUUUAUUAGCUCAACAGUUUCAAUCAUAAAAACGUAUGUUAUGUAUCGGCUCAAAUUAUGUAAGUUUUAUAGAAGUCUAUUAAUUGUAUUCUUUAUGAUAUUAUGCAUCGAAUUAUUUUCUUGGUUGUAUUAAAAAGAUAAUUCUUUUUCUAAGUAUAUAUUUGUAUUUUCAAUUAGAGUCGUAAAAUACCUAUUUAUAUUGUAAAAUCUUGUCGUAAAUGGAUGUAAAAUGUCUUAGAUAUACAAUAAAAAAAAAUUGCAUGAUCGAAAUUAAGGCAGUAGAUUUAAAUCAGUCAAAUAUGUUGACGUUUAAAAAUAUUAUUACUUAGAUUAUAAUAUGCAUAAGAUAUACUAUGUAACUAUUUUAUGUGUAAAACUACUUCUAAUAUAUAACUACAUUCAUAUAUUAUAUUGUCUAAUUGAUAACAUAAAACAUAAUUGGUGUAAUGCUUCAUUGUUACGAUAUUAAUUAAUGCCGAAUUACGACUUCUACGGAAUUAAUAAUUUUGAAUAAUUAUUUAUUAAUAAUUAUGAAUGUUUUAAGAUAAGUAGCACUAUAUUUCUGAAAAUAAAUAAAACUUGAUAAAUA
Colias croceus (clouded yellow) is the source of this 3517-nucleotide messenger RNA. RefSeq names its product protein DDI1 homolog 2 (gene rngo). Gene Ontology annotation, molecular function: aspartic-type endopeptidase activity; protein binding. The record is from RefSeq and is a predicted model, not a curated record. Bases 353 to 1753 code for a protein of 466 amino acids. The transcript has 10 exons. Lineage: Eukaryota; Metazoa; Arthropoda; Insecta; Lepidoptera; Pieridae. Gene Ontology annotation, biological process: proteolysis.